CUACCCAUUCGGUGAUUCGUCUCAUUCGUCGUCCGUCCGCGACUCUGAUUUCACGUUGCGACGGAUUUCAACCGAGAAAUUCUUCUGUUCAAUCUUGACUUCUUUAAUUUUUCUCUUUCUCCUCUCCCUGUACCUGUACGCAUUUUUGCUUCUUUUCGCCGGCCUCUCUUUACUUUUAUUCUCCUUUGUAUUACUGCAUUGCUACUGUCGUCGUGUAUCUCAUUGGUUUGGGAAACUUUUGUAUCUUUACAGUUUUAAAAGAAUAAUGUUUCUUUAAUCACGUCGAUGAUUAGGACGCGUUACGUUUGUGCGUUCUGGUGAAAGUUUCGACAAUGUGAUCCGAUACGUGGUGAAUAGAUGUACGGUCUUUCAUUUUCAAUUGGAAAACAUUGACUGAACGAUUUAGAAAAUAAGUAAAAGGAGUUAUUUGAUAACUUUGGACGUUGCGAAUGAGGUAUAUGCAGGUCGUGAGUGCGAAUACGAAAAAUGCGGAAAGUUCAAAAGUGAGGACGAUAAUAUUAAAUUGAUAAGUACAAUAAUCACAGAAUUAUGGAAAGGUAAAAUAAACUAGAAUUAUUGGCCAAAAGAUUCAUUGCCAACGCGAACAUGAGUUAUCCGUACGAGGUGUAAAGUAUCGAAGAAAAGAUUUCAUAAGGUGAUCCAAUGAAAAGAAAAGCAGAAACAAAGAUUGGCAAACAACUGAAAAGUAUUCGCAGGAAUUCGUAGGGACAGUAUAAAAGAAAAGGAGAGAUAAAAAAAGGGAAACCUUAAAGUGUAGCCAAAGAAAACAUGAAUCCUUGAAAGUCCAUAGACUGCUCAAAGUACCAAAGUCUACCCUAGUCAAGGCGAUAGGUUAACUCGAAUCUGAAGAAGAAGAGAAAGAAGUGAUAACAACACCAAGAGAAGAUUCUUCAAGAAAAACUAAAAGAGCGAUUAAUUAAAAAUGACGAAGAGAAUUAGGGUAACUUCAGAAAAUCCAUAAUCAAGGAGUAACUCUCUCGUGUAGACGAUCAAACGGGAAAGAAAAGAGAAAAUUGUGACAGGAAGAGAUGAUCGGAAAAAAAGAAAAAUCUUUGAAGCCCCACUAACUUUACCUCGCGAAUAAAAAUAAAAAAAUAACGAAUACUCACAACAAUGCUACAAACAUUCAAUAAGCAGAAUUCAUCAAAAAUAAUUUUUAAAAAACAUCACGGUAACACCCAAACACCGAUAGCACUCUCUAAAUGAAGUACCAAUAAAAAAGAAAGUUUCAAAGAACAGCAUCCCAAUAAUAGAAAUGAACAUAACAAACCUAACAAACACAACCAAUUCAUCACCGUAUGAAUGCGGUUCUGGAAUAGAUUCCUUUCACACAGCCUAUGCGCAAAUUCACGGGUAUGCCAGUCUCCUGGUAUGCAUUUUCGGUUCCAUAGCGAACACCCUCAACAUAAUAGUCCUAACCAGAAGAGAGAUGAACUCACCAACCAAUGCAAUUCUCACUGGUCUAGCCGUAGCAGAUCUUCUAGUGAUGCUGGAGUACAUACCAUACGCGAUUCACAUGUACCUUUAUGACAGACCAAAACGAGACCGUUUCACAUACGGCUGGACACUGUUCGUCCUGUUCCAUUCAAAUUUCAGUCAAGUCUGUCACACCAUAUCGAUAUGGUUAACAGUGACCCUGGCGGUCUGGCGUUACAUAGCCGUGGCUCAUCCUCAAAGAAAUCGUGAAUGGUGCAGCUUCCGCAGGACCAUCCUAGCCAUAGCAGGAGCUUACGUGAUCUGUCCUCUGAUAUGCAUACCAUUCUACAUGGCUACAAGUGUCAUGCCCAGCAUAGAGCUCCUCGAUACGAAUGGAAAUCCUAUAAACAAUAUCACAAACCUUACCGAGGACAUAUACGUAUUUAACACAACACUCUACUACGUCCAGUUCAGCGAAACAGCUCGUGCCAAUCGGAUUCUGAAUGACAUGUAUGUCUGGAUAUACAGUGUGGUCAUUAAGAUCAUACCAUGCAUAGCACUGACAAUACUCAGUCUCAGGCUGAUCGUAGCCUUGAUAGAGGCUAAGAAAAGGAGGCAAAGACUCACCGAAGCCACCGCGGUAGUCAAGACUAAUGACGAUAGGGAGAACAAGAAGAGCCGAAAGAAGAAUAAUAAAAUGAUAGACAAGGAAAAACAGACGGACAGAACGACCAAGAUGCUACUGGCAGUCUUACUUCUCUUUCUCAUCACAGAAUUUCCUCAGGGCGUGCUGGGAUUGUUGAGCGCCGUGCUAGGCCACACAUUCCUUAAGACUUGUUACGCGAAGCUUGGCGAUGCGAUGGACAUCCUGGCGCUAAUAAACUCCGCCAUCAAUUUCAUCCUGUACUGUGCAAUGAGCAGGCAAUUCAGGACGACGUUCAACCAACUUUUCGGUCGCUGGAAAUUACUCGGCAGAUGGAUGCCCGUACCGCUGAAGCCAGAAAACAAUGGAAACACCGGGACCAAUCACACCGUCACGCAGGUCACUCAGGUCUAGCACAGGCGUGUCCGGCAUUCGGUUUGCUAUCCCCUUUAAAAGGCCACGUAAACUAAAAAAAAGAAAUUAAAAAGUUCAUUAAGACUGUGGCACAAGUCAUAUAUCUGCUUCGACAGUCGCCGUUAAUAAGAAAACUUUUAUAGAUUCAACAUAGGCACAAUUUACAAAAAAAAAUCUUUUUUAAAUAUUUGAUUACUCCCGCGUCAAAAAUAGGAUUUGUUGAGCGUGACAAUUUUGCGUAAUUAAAUUUGCGAAUACACCCCGAGCUUCUUUGAUGCAAAUUUUACUUGGGGAUACAAAAAGCUUUGAUUUGCGUAUUCACGGAAAAUCCUCUAGCACUGUUUUUACAUUAAAUAAUUUUUUUUUAAUCGUUCUUACCGACAAGUAAAAUAAUAGCACAAAAAUACAUUAAAUUAUACACCUCAGAUAUUACUUGGCUAGGAUUUCAAGUGCGAUAUCUCAUUAUCUGUUAUAAGGUUAUAACUGUAAACCGAAGGAACUUUUAUAUUUAAUAUAAAAGAAAAAAAAGUUACCAACUCAAAGAAACGACUCGCUUCAAGUUUAAAAAGUUAUUCGAAAGAAAGUGAACUUGAAGGACCAAUUAAUCUUCGUUCUAUUAAAAUGUUCGACUAACAACUUUUCCUUGGACUCGUUACACGACAAAUGGAAUAUUAUCAGGAGCAAUUAGCCUAAUUUUAUAAAACAUUAACGGACCAAUAAUUUUUAUAUCUACGAGUGCUUCUCGGUAUUUCGAAUUUACGAGCGACUGAAUAUUGAAAAAUCUUCUACGUCGAUAGUUGUUCAAUGAACUGUUAAAUAUUACGAAAAUUGGACAACAGACACGAGUUAUGUAUCGAAUACGAACGAACGAGCGUAAUUGUAUCUACCGACGAACAGUAAACGAAAAUACCCUGAAAAUAUGAAUUAACAUCUAAAAGGCUGUUACAUAACAAGCGAGUGAUGAAUCUCCGUGGGCGAGAUAGAAAUAACAUGUGAAAUCUAAUUUCAGUUCCAUUACGGUGAAUUGAGCAUAAAAGCAUGUAUUAUAUACGGUGUCAAAAAUCAGGCCGUAAAUCGUUGGCCAGCACGUGCAGUCGCUCCUAAAUAAAUUUUCCAACUUAACUUUUUCUUUCACCUAAUAAAACUCUUCUUGAACUAAUAAAAUUAUGGGACCUCAACAUUGAUUUCAGUUAUCAGAUCAUGUUAUUCACGUGUCUAUUAUAUAAUAAAGUAACAAAAUAAUGUACAGUCCGACUGUAAAAGUGACUGGUCGAAAGAAAAAUGUUGCUUAAGAAAAAUAACUAACGAGUCGGCCUAAGUCGAGCAUCAAUAAAUAACCUAUUUUUAAUAACUUGAAUACAUAUAUAUAGAGCAUUCUAGCAAAACUACUACGUCACAACAAAUAUAUUUGCUCGUAGACAAAAAUACCGAAAUUCUCAAUAGUAAACAAGUAACAAUUUUCGUAAACUCUCUGUUAAUAAACUAAGAAACGAAUUUGACGCACGAAGUAUUUAUCGUCACAAGUGAUUCCACGCAAAAACAAAUUGGUGCUUCGCUCCUUUUCGUGAGCCGCUCGAAAUAAUACAGAAUAUUACAAAACAACGAAGGGACUGAUGUAAAAAUAAUGCUGACCCCAAAGCCUCGAUCUCUCCCACACGUGUAUUAGAUUGAGUCACAAAAAACGUUCCGUAUUUUAAAUAAAACUUAUCUAUCUGUAUCGGGACUUUUUUUGUAACUCAAGCAAAUAUUUGCACGGUACGUGAUAUUUUUUUGCACAAAAAUCACACGAAAAAGAGUACUUUAACGAUAAAUAAAUCGAACUACGUAACGAUCGAAUAAACGAAUCCGAGGAAAAAUUAAUUUCGUAAAAUCUCGUAUUUACACAUGUUUGGUGUCCACAAAAUGUUGAACGGUGAAGAGGAUUUUUUUUGUGAAAAAAAAAAAAAAA
Messenger RNA from Cephus cinctus (wheat stem sawfly), 4442 nucleotides. It is a transcript of the gene MsR1, whose product is annotated as sex peptide receptor. The coding region runs from base 1277 to 2494 and encodes 405 amino acids. Gene Ontology annotation, biological process: G protein-coupled receptor signaling pathway. Gene Ontology annotation, cellular component: membrane. The transcript has 2 exons. The record is from RefSeq and is a predicted model, not a curated record. NCBI's taxonomy places the organism in Eukaryota, Metazoa, Arthropoda, Insecta, Hymenoptera, Cephidae. Gene Ontology annotation, molecular function: G protein-coupled peptide receptor activity.